This is a messenger RNA of Cladophialophora immunda, 1015 nucleotides long. RefSeq lists its product as uncharacterized. Bases 167 to 805 code for a protein of 212 amino acids. NCBI's taxonomy places the organism in Eukaryota, Fungi, Ascomycota, Eurotiomycetes, Chaetothyriales, Herpotrichiellaceae. The record is from RefSeq and is a predicted model, not a curated record. The transcript has 2 exons.
CUGGACAACUUGCUGUUAAUGAGAUCAUAUGACACAACCUGCGACAAUGAUGUUUCAACUGUGACUUCUUCAUCGCACGUUUCUGGAGUCGCUUUCGGGGCAGCUGGACGCAGACUAGAAGACACUAGGUCUCCAGCGUCCCACCGACCGCAUCUAAAUUAGCAUAAUGAGCACUGCACGGCUUCGGAAAACAUUCAAGUACCCCUCCGAAGAUGAUGAGGACAUGUCGCACGAAGAAAUGGACGAAGAAGAACAAGAACACCUCCUCCAGAAUCUCCAGGCCUCAGAGAUCUCCACGAACGCCAUCUACACCAUGGUGUUUACGGGCCUGCCACUCAUCGUCACCCUCCCGUUCAUGUGGUACCUCUCGAUGUCGACUUCGAGAGCCAUGGCGUUUUUGUGCCUAUUGAGCAUCACCUCGCUCGCGUCCAGCGCCUAUAUCAUGUAUAUGAUCCCUACAUCGACCCCACUGGGAUCUCUCUCUGCUACUACGCGUACCGCCCCUCCCACACGACAGCGACAGACGUACGGCACGGGAAUCUCUCAAACGGGCUUCCUAUUAACGUCCGCCGAGAGUCCCAUCAAUCAGUACCUGCCUUACCUCAACGCAUUCAUUGGCGCUCUGCUCUUCAUUGCGUCAAUGGGAUAUCGCUCGCGAACCGACGUCCCGGAGGGACUGUGGCUGUUCUUAUUGCUUCCCGGCCUCAUUUUUGGAAUGGUCUUCAUCACGAGGAGGAGCAUGUCGGACGUUCAUGCGGGACUGGCCGAAUUGGAUGGCCUGAGGUACGAGUAUAGGGGAGCCUGAUUGUAUUUAGUAGGCAAGUGACCGCGUCGACUCUACCACGAAAGAUGUUCGGGAAUCAUUUUGUACAAUGAUAGGAUACAUUGUCUUUCCGCGAUUGCAUGGGAAUGAGCACUUAAUGAAACAGGCUUGAUUCUUCGUGGCCAAAGUUUGAAAUAUGGACAGACAGGCCUGGGCGCCGCGGUGUAAUGAUACAAAUGGGCUCAAAGCCGU